AACGGAAGCUGGAUUAAAUGUCUGGAGUCGGCCAGCCUUUCUUGAGUUUUUAUUAAAAAAACAAAGGCUGCGUUGGACAAACAGACGCCCACCCUUCUUCUCUCGUUAGCGGGACACCUUAGUGUCUGCAGGAAGGCAGCAGCGCUGUGUGUGAGCGAAGAGCAGCGGAGCUCCGUCGAUGCUGUCGGACGCAGAUUAUGGGGGGACGGCGCCCUGCAGUCGCUCGAGGGGAAAAAAGCGAGCGGGAUCGGCAGUGACGGUAGAUUCCUCGGCAGGGGAAAGCAGCUCCAUGCGCUCAGCGAGGCAGGCUCCUAAUGCCCGGUCCAAACGGAGCACCAGCACUCCGACGGCACAGGCCAAUACUAAAAGAAAAGCUCCAGAGACAGAGGAGGAGGAGGAGCAGGUGGAGAAGAAGUUCAGGAAGUGUGAGAAGGCUGGGUGUCCUGCCACGUACCCCGUUUGUUUCGCCAGCGCAUCGGAAAGGUGUGCGAAAAAUGGGUACACGUCCCGCUGGUACCACUUAUCCUGUGGAGAGCACUUCUGUAAUGAGUGUUUUGACCACUACUACAGAAGUCACAAGGAAGGUUAUGAGAAGUACACCUCGUGGAAGAGGUUGUGGACGGAAAACGGGAAGAGUGAGCCCAGUCUGAAGGCCUUUAUGGCUGACCAGCAGCUCCCUUACUGGGUUCAGUGCACAAAGCCAGACUGCGGGAAGUGGAGGCAGCUCACUAAAGAGAUUCAGCUAACUGCCUCGCUGGCUGCAACGUACCGCUGCGGUAUGAAGCUCAACAACGUUAAAAGUGAAGGACCGGAUCAGUGUUCUCAACCUGAGGACAUGAGAGUGGCUGGUGUAGCUGAUAGUUGGUGGCACUCCAUGCUGAUUCUGCCGCCGCUGUUCAAGGAGAGUCCGGCUAACCCUUUCCUCACCGCUUACUACCCCGACUGCGUGGGCAUGAGUCCGUCCAGUUCACAUGGUGACCUGCGGCCUGAGCAGCGCCGCAACAUCCAGCCACAGAUCCCAGGUUUGUGCCCAUACUUCCAGCCGUUCUACCAGCCCAACGAGUGUGGAAAAGCUCUCUGCGUGCGGCCGGACAUGAUGGAGCUGGACGAGCUCUACGAGUUCCCAGAAUUCUCCAGGGAUCCCACCAUGUACCUUGCUCUGCGCAACCUCAUCCUGGCUGCCUGGCACAGAGACUGCAAGGAGGCUUUAACCCCGCAGAAGUGUGCGCCUCACGUUAUCGUGCGGGGUUUGGUGAGAAUCCGCUGCGUUCAAGAGCUAAACAGAGUUCUGCACUUCAUGACCCGGAAAGGAUUAAUCAACACCGGAGCGCUGCUGGCCAAACGGCCUCUGCUGCCAGAGCCCUACCACAACAAGAAGGUGUUGGUGAUUGGAGCAGGACCCUCAGGACUCGCUGCCGCUAGACAGCUGCAGAACUUUGGCAUGCAGGUUGUGGUGUUGGAGGCGAGGGAGCGAAUAGGAGGGCGAGUUUGGGAUGACACUUCGCUGGGCGUCACUGUGGGGCGAGGAGCUCAGAUCGUUAACGGCUGUGUCAAUAAUCCCAUCGCUCUAAUGUGUGAACAGCUGGGUGUGAGGAUGCAUAAGCUGCGUGAACGGUGUGACCUGAUCCAGGAGGGUGGCCAAAUCACUGACCCUGCCAUAGAUAAGCGAAUGGACUUCCACUUCAACGCCAUUUUAGAUGUCGUCUCUGAGUGGAGGAAGGACAAGACGCAGCACCAUGACGCUCCACUUGGGGAAAAGAUUCAGGAAUUGUAUAAGACGUUUCUGCAGGAAUCAGGCAUUCAGUUCAGCGAGCUGGAGGAGAAAGUACUUCAGUUCCAUCUCAGCAAUCUGGAGUACGCCUGCGCCAGCACCCUGGACCAGGUGUCGGCACGAUCGUGGGAUCAUAACGAGUUCUUUGCACAGUUCUCUGGAGACCACACCCUUCUGACCGAGGGCUACUCCACUCUGCUGCACAAACUGGCCCAAGACCUCAAUAUCCACCUCAAGAGGCCGGUGAAGUCCAUUGAUUACUCAGGAGAUGUUGUGAAAGUCACCACCUCAAGUGGAACCCAGUAUACUGCUCAGAAGGUCUUAGUGACGGUUCCUUUAGCUCUUCUCCAGAAGAACGUUAUCCAGUUCAGCCCUCCUCUCCCAGACAGGAAGCUCAAAGCCAUUCACAGCUUGGGAGCAGGCAUCAUAGAGAAGAUCGCACUGCAGUUCCCCUAUAGAUUCUGGGACAGUAAAGUCAAGGGAGCUGAUUAUUUUGGUCAUGUUGCCCCGAGCCCAGACAAGAGAGGAUUGUUCAGUGUGUUUUAUGACAUGACUCCGAAGGGAGAUCAGUGCGUGCUGAUGUCAGUGAUAACCGGAGAAGCUGUGGCCGUGGUCAGAGAUCUGGAAGAGAAAGAGGUGGUUGAGCUCUGCAUGAACGUCCUCCGUGAACUCUUCAAGGAACAGGAGGUUCCAGAUCCGCUGAAGUACUUCAUCACACACUGGAGUAAAGACAUGUGGUCUCAGAUGUCCUACAGCUUUGUGAAGACAGGGGGCAGCGGAGAGGCCUAUGACAUCAUCGCCGAAGAUGUUCAAGGCAAAGUUUUCUUUGCUGGCGAGGCCACGAACCGGCACUUUCCUCAGACAGUAACAGGCGCUUAUCUGAGCGGAGUACGAGAGGCGAGUAAGAUCGCAGCACUGUAAAGCUUCGGGCAGGUGACGGACGGACUGGACCUUAAAUCAGAGCUUCCAUGACCUUUUGGAGCAGGUGUUUCAGAGCUCCAAUCAGGAAUUAUAACACCUCACCAAUUAUUUUGGUGCAGCAGUGAAACAGCGGCCGAUAAAAUGGACUUCAUAUGGAUUUCCCACGGUGUUACAUACCUGGCAAAGUUGAAGUGAUGUUUUGUGAAGUGCUGAUUAUGGCUCAAAGCUGUUUGAUGCUUUGUUAUCUGGUGGUUCUUCUCAUGUAAUCAUGGCUCAUACUUUAUUUGGUGAAAUAUGUCGGUGUUUUACUGCUCCUCACACUUUUUCUUGUU
Colossoma macropomum (tambaqui) is the source of this 3024-nucleotide messenger RNA. Its product is annotated as lysine-specific histone demethylase 1B. The coding region runs from base 179 to 2692 and encodes 837 amino acids. The transcript is spliced from 21 exons. NCBI's taxonomy places the organism in Eukaryota, Metazoa, Chordata, Actinopteri, Characiformes, Serrasalmidae. The record is from RefSeq and is a predicted model, not a curated record. Gene Ontology annotation, molecular function: oxidoreductase activity; protein binding; zinc ion binding.